Molecule: messenger RNA, 1677 nt
Organism: Sorex araneus (European shrew)
Lineage: Eukaryota; Metazoa; Chordata; Mammalia; Eulipotyphla; Soricidae
Product: basic proline-rich protein-like
Exons: 7
Source: RefSeq, a predicted model, not a curated record
UCUCCUCCUGGUCCUCCUCCUCCUGGUCCUCCUCCCAGUCCUCCUCCUCCUCCUGGUUCUCCUCCUGGUCCUCCUCCUCCUGGUCCUCCUCCUGCUUCUCCUCCUCCUCCUGUUUCUCCUCCUGCUCCUCCUCCAACUCCUCCUCCUCCUCCUCCUCCUCCUCCUGGUCCUCCUCCUGGUCCUCCUCCUACAGGUCCUCUUCCUUUUCCUCCUCCUGGUCGUCCUCCUGCUCCUCCUCCUCCUGGUCCUCCUCCUCCUGGUCCUCCUCUUCCUGUUCCGCCUCCUGGUCCUCCUCCUGGUCCUCCUCCUCCAGUUCCUCCUCCUGCUCCUCUUCUUGCUGCUCCUCCUUCUCCUGCUACUCCUCCUGCUCCUCCUCCUCCUGCUCCUCUUCCUUUUCCUCCUCCUGCUCCUCCUCCUCCUCCUCCUGCGCCUCCUCCUCCUGCUUCUCCUCCAGCUCCUUCUCCUGCUCCUCUUCCUGCUCCUCCUCCUGGUCCUCCUCCUCCUGGUCCUCCUCCUCCAGGUCCUCCUCCUGCUCCUCCUCCUGCUCCUCCUCCUGCUGUCCCUUCUGCUCCUGCUCCUCCUCCUGCUCCUCCUCCGGCUCCUUUACCUCCUGUUCCUCCUCCUCCAACUCCUCCUCCUCCUGCUCCUCCUGCUGUUCCUCCUUCUGCUCCUCCUCCUGGUCCUCCUCCUAGUCCUUCUCCUGCUUCUCCUCCUGCUGCCCCUUCUGCUCCUCCUCCUCCUGCUCCUCCUCCUCCUGUUCCUCUUCCUGUUCCUCCUGUUCCUCCUCCUGCUCCUAUUCCUGUUUCUCCUCCUGGUCCUCCUCCUCCUCCUGGUUCUCCUCCUGGUCCUCCUCCUCCUGCUCCUCCUCCUGCUUCUCCUCCUCCUCCUGUUUCUCCUCCUGCUCCUCCUCCAACUCCUCCUCCUCCUCCUGUUCCUCUUCGUGUUCCUCCUUCUGCUGAUCCUCCUCCUCCUGUUCCUCCUCCUCCUCCUCCUCCUCCUCCUCCUGCUCCUCCUGCUCCUCCUCCUGCUGCUCCUCCUCCUCCUGAGCCUCCUCCUCCUGGUCGUCCUCCUGCUCCUCCUCCUCCGGGUCCUCCUCCUCCUGGUCCUCCUCCUCCUCCUCCUCCUGCUCCUCUUCCUUUUCCUCCUCCUGCUCCUCCUCCUCCUCCUCCUGCGCCUCCUCCUCCUGGUCGUCCUCCUGCUCCUCCUCCUCCGGGUCCUCCUCCUCCUGGUCCUCCUCUUCCUGUUCCGCCUCCUGGUCCUCCUCCGCCAGUUCCUCCUCCUGCUCCUCUUCUUGCUGCUCCUCCUUCUCCUGCUCCUCCUCCUGCUCCUCUUGCCCGGCUCUGGGGCACGUCCUCGCUUGGCGAGCGCCUGCCCUUCCUGGGGGAGCCCUCCAGGCCCGCCGGGGACGCUGCAGCUGGCCCUGGGGCCCGGGCCUUUGCCGCCCAGUUCUCGGACCGGCCUCUGCCCGCCACGCCUUCUCCCUGCGAGGGGACCCCCACACUGCACGCCGCUCCGUCGCCCUGUCCGGAUCCAGAGACCACGGCCUGCGCUGGGCCGGGACUGUCCAGUGAGAGGCUGCGGGCGGCUGGGUUCUGGCUGUGUGCUGCCUGCGAGCAGACUCCCCGCACGUCCCGCCGUGCGCGCGUGGACUCGGCCCCUCCGCUGGAGGCGGGCUGA